Molecule: messenger RNA, 1074 nt
Organism: Mesocestoides corti
Lineage: Eukaryota; Metazoa; Platyhelminthes; Cestoda; Cyclophyllidea; Mesocestoididae
Source: the annotation of a GenBank genome assembly
AUGUCGAAGGUAACGGUAGAUAAGCAAAUUGUGAACUCCGAAUGCGGCAGUGCAUCUCUCAAUGAACACUUUUUCCCCGCAUAUUCAGGUGAUGUGUUUUGCAAUGGGGAGCGGUCGUCCCAAGUCAGCCAGUUACCGAGACCGCUGGUGGCGGGGGACAACGGACCUACUUGGCAGUGCGUUAAAGUGCGUCAAAUUCUGUCCACUUCCGAACGCCUACAUUCAUCGCGAGCCGCAUAUAACGUUGGUCUGACUCCCACUCCUGUUGAGCAUCUUCGUUUCCAGACAAUUCGAGCAAAAGUGCGGCACCACAAGACGUGGACCUCCGACACGACCUCCGAACUUACGGACACAUCGUUUAUUAACUGCCUUAAGUUUCCGCCAGUGCUUUGUAGCGCAUGUCAGUCGCAGUUCUGGUGCCCGACUAGCUCAUUUGCAUUGGCUCUUGAGAGCGACGCGUUUUGUACGAGUGACGUCACACAGAUACCUCCAUGUUGCCACUAUCUUCGACCGCACACCCACCGUCUUGUCGUGGCGCUGAGAGCGCGGGAUUUGACUCAGACGCAUACCACAACACGUCGUACCCAGCACAGCAUUUCCCUUAGCCCCUGUGCGAAUGCAGGCAUCAUCGAUCGGUGCAAAAAUGCGACGUACACGUGUGGGUUGUCGCGUCGCCGUUCGCACUGCUUGCACGUCUACGCGCACACGGCCGCCCGCGCGUACGUGCGCGCGUGCGUGCAUGCGCGUCCGGAUGCCCACAACCAGUUGCGCAGUUUGCACGAUACUACUGAAGCACGUUCAGCGAUCAUUUUAAUGGGCAGUGUCGCCGCGGUUUCCCAAAUUCUGCCAAAGAGCAUCUUUUCCCAGGCUACCUACCCACCAGUUCAUGUUUGCAGUGAAACCAAGGAGCUUAAGAGGUCUGAGCACCGUGUUCGUCGAUUUCCAACGUCAACUCGGCCUAACGGCGGCCCUCGUGUUACUGGGACACGCUGGGCGAAGUUGUCAAUCACGGUUCGCGUCGGACGACUGCUGCACGCCACACACGGCCGGCCGACCAAUCAAACUCCUGCCUGA